AUGUUUUCUAGGGUUUUUUGGCCAAGAAUUUCCAAUUCUCUUUGGAAUUCUUCGAAGAAGGAAUUACCAAAACUUUUCAAAGCCCCUCAUGCCAAAAGGAAUGGAAAAUUUAGAAAACCGGUUUUCGUAGGGGCAGGGAUCACAUUGAUGGCCUCCGUGUCCCUGGUGGAUUUUGAUCCAAUAAAGAAUGCAAGUGUCUCUUCAAAGAGAGCCUACAAAGUUGUUUUAGCGGGCUUCCUUUGCUUCUCUGAUUACAAAAGGAUUCUUUCAGGUUCAUACGCAACUGAAGAAGAACGGCAAACGGCCCUCAGCGAAUGCCAUCUACGAUGCGCUGAAAGAUCUUUGAAAGUAUUUGAAGAGAAUGGCGGAAUCUUCAUAAAAAUUGGACAACACUUGUCUGCGAUGAACUACAUUAUUCCGAAGGAAUGGACUAGUACGAUGGUCAAGCUUCAAGAUCAAUGUCCUUCAACAUCCAUUGAAGAUGUUGACCGCCUGUUCAAGGAAGAUACUGGAAGUAGUCUAGAUGAGCUCUUUGAUGAGUUUAUUUCGGAACCACUAGGUGUGGCUAGUUUGGCUCAGGUUCAUAAAGGAAAACUUCGUAACUCAGAUACCUGGGUUGCAGUUAAAAUUCAGCAUCCCUCAGUAACUCAAAAUUCACCAGUUGAUUUAGUAAUGACUCGUUGGGUAUUUAAGGCAAUUAAGACUUUCUUUCCGGACUUUAAAUUGAUGUGGCUUGCAGAUGAAAUGGAAGUUUCGCUUCCUCAAGAGCUUGAUUUUACCAGGGAAGCCACAAAUGCAAUUGAAACGAAAGAACAUUUUAACCAAAUUUCUACUUCUCUUUACGUUCCCGAAAUCAUUUGGUCAAAGCCUAGAAUUUUGGUGAUGGAAUAUGUUUCGGGAGCCCGCAUAGAUAAUACCAAAUAUUUUGAACAAAAUCAUAUUUCGAAUGACCUUGUUUCUACUGAUUUAUGCCACAUUUUCAAUGAAAUGAUAUUUGGAAAAGGUGGCCAUUUACAUUGUGAUCCUCAUGGUGGAAACGUAUUUAUUCGAAGUAAGCCCAAGGGAUCAAAAUCACCGAGAAACUUUGAAAUUGUAUUGCUUGAUCAUGGACUAUAUCGAGAUAUUCCAAACGAGGUACAAGUGGACUACGCUAAUCUUUGGUUAAACAUCAUUGACUUUAAUGAAGAAAAGCUCAAAAUUUACGCCCAAAAAAUCGCAAACGUUUCUGAAAAAAGCUUUCCUUUAUUUGCAGCGGCGAUUACAGGACGUCCUUAUAAAAGUUUGAAAAGUCUACCCAUGAGCGGGAGAGACAGAGAGGAGGAACAAAAAAGGUUUAGGAAAGCCGUCCAGAAAGGAGAUAUGCUUCAGAGCGUUAUAAGUCUAUUAAGCAAUAUGCCUCGAUUAACCCUUCUGUUAAUGAAAACAAAUGAUUUGGUUCGCGCCUUAGAUGAAAGUCUUCAUACUCACACUGGCUCCGAAAAAAUUUACUUAAUCAUGGCUAGAUACUGUUUAAGCGCAAUCCAUAGGAAUCACAUGGAAUCAUUAUGGAACUCGCAAUCCUUUUGGUUUACUAAAUUAUUCAAAAGUUCGCUUUACAAAAUUAAAUAUUCUUGGGGUAUGCUACGGUUUUACCUAGCUGAAGAUUAUUUUUAUUACAAGCAUAAAUACUUUUGUUAA
This is a messenger RNA of Schizosaccharomyces octosporus yFS286, 1677 nucleotides long. Its product is annotated as atypical/ABC1/ABC1-B protein kinase. NCBI's taxonomy places the organism in Eukaryota, Fungi, Ascomycota, Schizosaccharomycetes, Schizosaccharomycetales, Schizosaccharomycetaceae. The record is from RefSeq and is a predicted model, not a curated record. Gene Ontology annotation, biological process: mitochondrion organization; lipid homeostasis. Gene Ontology annotation, cellular component: mitochondrial inner membrane. The transcript has 3 exons. Bases 1 to 1677 code for a protein of 558 amino acids.